AUGUUUGAAGAUGAUAUUGUACCAAGCUCCAAUCCAGACUCUCCCCUAUUGGACUAUCAGACAAAGCUUAGUAUCCAGUCUGAGCUCAAGCAUAAAGACCCAUGUGAGAUUCCCAGCAGUAUUGAAGGCCAUCCUGUGAAGGUCCAAGAGGAUGACCUUCAUUGUCAUUGUAAAGGAAGGGAAUAUGCAAGGUUCAUGCUGGAGAACUUGGUUGAUGUCACUUCUGACUCAAGGCAACACCAGACCUGCAAUGAUAUGUGUAAACAGUUAGUCCCUAUUACUAUUAAGGAUCCGUUCGCAAACCUUCCUCCUGAGCAGACAGCUGAAGACCUACGAUUAGGGACAAAUGAACAUAAAGAUAUCACAACUGAGCCUUUCGCAGAGCUGGAGUUAAUGAAAGAUUUAGAGAAACUUCCUGAUGCAUGGAAGGACAAACAACAAAACAAUGAAGAACUUCUACUGCCUGAGCUGGUUUCAAUGGCUCAUAUUGAAUACAAUCAUCCAAGUAUGUGUGAUGUCAUGCCUGACUACUGCCUAAGGUUGGAAGAGGAUAGCUAUACUAAGCAGUUUGAUUGGUCUGAAACAGAGUUUCUAGGAUUGGACUCCACAUCAACUAGAUCACAUCCAGAACAGCUUCCAUGUAUAAGUCAAACUGAUGGUGAUCCUAUCAAACUGAAUUCUGAAGGCCUUGGUCCAUCGGAAGAUGUGGAAUCCAGUGAUGUUCAAAAAAGAUCUUUGGAGUCUCCACAAACCCCUAUUGAUGUUUCUACGACCUCAGAAAAUCCAGGACAAGACAAUGAGAAGCUUCCUAUAACUCCUAUAUCAUGCUUUGAUACUGAGAUCGUGACUCCAAAGACCAAAGAGAAGACAGAAAAGAGAAUAUGGAAGACUGAACAAUAUCUGCAUGAAGCAGUGGCACUUAGUCUUAAAGUUCCUGAGGUGAAGAAUAUGGAUAAACCUAAUCCUCUCUUGUCACCCAAGUCAGAACUUGGCUUGACCAAAGAACAUGGCAACACCGAUGUUGAUCUGUUAUUACCAUGGCAACUAGUCAAUAUAUCAAAGGUUAUGAAGAACAAGAAGUUUACAAUGACCAUUGAGGGAUUAGAGGGUGCAGAUGAGAUCAAAAUGUUAGACAGUAAAGUGGACAGCUGCCAAGAACCAGUGGUUAAAGAAGAUUUAUCAAUAGAUGAUGAUGAGAGUGAUAUAAUGUUGGACCCAUUGGAAGUGGAGACGAAGCAGCCUUCUAAAGAAUGUUCAUCAUCUGAUUCUGAUGAACAAACUGAAAAUUCUGAAGAGCAUAUGAAUACGACGUCAGAUACAUCUGUCACUGAAAAUGAGAAGCCACUAGCUGAGGAGAGUAAGGAGAAGAAAGAAGAUGCUGCUCCCAAAAGAUGUUCUCCUAUAGGGGAUCCAUUGAUGGACUUCUUAAAGCUUAGAUGCAAGGAAUCUCUCAUUAGGAAGGACCCGCCUCCUCUCCCACCCCCACUCCUUCCAAGAGCAGAUCAGAGUAGCAAAGAGCUUCAAUUGAAAAGCACAAAUGACGCAAAGACUGUUUCCAAGCCUGUGGUAAUUAAAAAGGAGAUUCUAGAUCAUGAUGACUCCAAAGAAUCUGAGCUAACACCUACCAAGUCUGGUAAUAAAAAGUCAAAGAGCAGAACAGUUGAAGUUACUCUGACAGCACCAUUUGUUGAGAUGAUGAAAGUACUAGAAGAUGCCCUAACACCAGUGAUGAAUCGCCUUCAUUCUACCAAUGUACUGUCACCAUCCUACACACUCCAUACACUCACACCAGAUGUUUCUAGAUUCCUCCUACUACAGUAUGAAAAGCAGAGUAAAUCUACAGACAAAGAAGACACAGAAGAAUAUCAACAAAUUGUUCUCCUUCACAGCUAUGUAACUGCUAUAGAUCUGAUGAUACACUGUGAUGCUGUAUCAGCAAUCAUGCACUUGGCCCUUGCCAAUGAGAGAUAUAAAGAUAUCCUAAAAGGAUGUUUGGAUGGCGUUAGAAACACCCUGUUCAAGAAGCAUUGCAUGCUACCCAAACACACUCUACACCCUAAGCUUCAUGAGAUGGUUAGGCUUACAGGAGAAUGGUUCCUCAAGAAACUCAAGAAAGAAGGAAAGGACCAUGACCCUAAGGUUCUUGUGAUAAUUAGACGAGAGUAUGCCAAACUGGCUGAAAGUGUCACUACUGUUUUGCUUUCUGUGAGAGGUUUAUCAGCCAGCACUCUGAGUUCAACGUACAAAACCAUUUACAUGGCAGUUAGUCAAGCACUGGACAAACACAACUGCUUGGUGAUCUCACCAGCUCAGAUAGAUGAGAGCUUUCCUUGGGCACACUUCUCACUGGUCAUUGAGUAUGAAGCCUACCCCAACAGCCCCUGGAAAGAGCUAUGCUUGCGUCAAAAUAUCAGGCACAUUGAACUACGAUGUACGAGUUCUGUUGGAGUAGGAGCUGACCUGGGUCGUCUUAGUUUAACAGAUGAUAACGUAAGAUGGCCGCAUGGUCUAAAGUUUGAAAUGGCUACCUUUCAACAACUAAUAGCUGAUUGA
Messenger RNA from Lytechinus variegatus (green sea urchin), 2553 nucleotides. Its product is annotated as protein shortage in chiasmata 1 ortholog-like. Gene Ontology annotation, molecular function: ATP hydrolysis activity; single-stranded DNA binding. The coding region runs from base 1 to 2553 and encodes 850 amino acids. Lineage: Eukaryota; Metazoa; Echinodermata; Echinoidea; Temnopleuroida; Toxopneustidae. Gene Ontology annotation, cellular component: condensed nuclear chromosome. The transcript is spliced from 18 exons. The record is from RefSeq and is a predicted model, not a curated record. Gene Ontology annotation, biological process: resolution of meiotic recombination intermediates.